AUGUCUGGGUGGAUUUCUACAAAGAAUUCCUUCUCCAGGAGCCAAAUUAUUAGCUCUUAUAGUUUUUCAAGUUUAGUGACAUUUGUGGCUUUUUGCCUUAGCCUCAUACUGAUGUAUGAAAUCAGUGUGUUACGAGAUGAUCUGGAAAAACUGAAAGGGGAAAUUUUGCUUCACUUGAGCCAAUCAACGUCAACGGAUUACAAAAACGGACACGUUUCUGAGAUAUGGGAGGCUGAUAUUUGCUGCCACAUCCUUCUGUUAACAGUGCAGCAGUCAUUUCUGCAGUUGGCUGCCACAGCCAAUGAAAAUCCAGUCUUGAGAGGCAAUGUGACAACUAUUCCUUGGACUGUUGCCAUUCAGCACGGGGCAGCCGUAUCAUCAAAUGACAACAAAAUAAUUAUACAAGAAGACAGCUAUUAUGUGGUAUUCGGGCAGGUUUUAUUCCACAACUCUGGGGUAAUUAUGGGCCACUUGAUCCGGAGACGCAAGUCCAACGUGUCUGGGACAGAGCAGAGAUUCACUGAUUUGCUGCGCUGCCUGCAGGAAAUGCCCCAGAACAACUGUGUGAACUCCUGCUACACUGCAGGCAUCGUGAAGCUAGAACAGGACGAUGAGCUGGAGCUGGUGAUCCCAGACCGCCCCCAGGCUCAGGUCGCCAUGGACGCAGACUCCACCUUCUUUGGAAUUAUACAGCUCCAUUGA
Megalops cyprinoides (Indo-Pacific tarpon) is the source of this 702-nucleotide messenger RNA. Its product is annotated as tumor necrosis factor ligand superfamily member 13B-like. Gene Ontology annotation, molecular function: receptor ligand activity; tumor necrosis factor receptor binding. Gene Ontology annotation, cellular component: membrane. Gene Ontology annotation, biological process: immune response. The coding region runs from base 1 to 702 and encodes 233 amino acids. Lineage: Eukaryota; Metazoa; Chordata; Actinopteri; Elopiformes; Megalopidae. The record is from RefSeq and is a predicted model, not a curated record. The transcript has 5 exons.